Molecule: messenger RNA, 6057 nt
Organism: Sphaerodactylus townsendi
Lineage: Eukaryota; Metazoa; Chordata; Lepidosauria; Squamata; Sphaerodactylidae
Gene: SLC41A1
Product: solute carrier family 41 member 1
Exons: 11
Coding region: 1119-2672 (517 amino acids)
Biological process (GO): monoatomic cation transport
Cellular component (GO): plasma membrane
Molecular function (GO): monoatomic cation transmembrane transporter activity
Source: RefSeq, a predicted model, not a curated record
CUCUGCUAGCAGCAGCGGCUUCUGGUUGCUUGUCCAAAUGCAACAUUGGAGUAGUAGGGAACGGGGGCUGCGGAACAGCUCGCCACUGGCUCCCAUAAGAACAGCGGCCGGGAAACCGGGGGUUGCAGGCAGCAGCCGCUGCUAAGCACAGGUGAGAGCUGCGUGAUUCUUGAAACAUCAGUGGAAGAAAUUUUCAGUGUAGCACAUGAUAAGCUCACAGUAUAAGCCUCUCUGGGGGUCUCUGUUGCUUUAAAUGAGAGCCUUCAUUGCCACAUGAUGCAAGGUGAGAGAUUUCCUUUUUGAGAAAGCGGUUGGCUGUGCUCAUAGCUCUUGAGAAGCCAGACUGUCUUGCAAGGAGUACGAUGGGCUGCUGGAGAAGGUGAGAAGACCAGCAACAAGACAUUAACCAACCCCUCUUAAUUGCCUGGAAUUUGAAGGUUUCCUUCUGGAGGAAAGAACAGAUGACUUCAAGUUCUACCUUUCAAGUUUCUUACCCUCCAAAGUAGAUAAAGCAGCAACUGGCUAGAAAACCGAAUUUAGAGCUUUAUCGUGUUUUUUUUUUAAAGCUAGGAUCCAAAUUUAUGCCAGACUGUUUUUAAAGAUUAUAAUUUACAUUGUGCCUUUCUGGGGAAAAAUAAUCUCUCUUCCAUCUUCUCUAAAGAACUGUUGAACUAUAUAUUCUUUGCAGUUGCUGUUAUUAAAAGAAAUAUAACCAAACAAACCUGGACCUGAAGCUGAGAGGACACAAAUUUGGAAAGAUGCUGCCACAGGAAGUUAUGAACCAAAGAAGUUGUUAAUAAAUUGUAGAUUGUGUCUGAAAGAUCUUUGCCUUAAGUGAAAACUGCAGGCAAGGCAAACCAGUGUGGAUUAGAUUUUGUUGGAAUCUGUUGCAGAUCCUCUGUCUCUGUGGCCGGCACCUCCAGUUCUGGAUUGUGCUUGAUGGGGGUUUUUGCUAAGGUAGCAGACCUUGCAGCUAAAAACAGAACUGUGGGUUUGUGGGGGUUGACAUUUAUAUGCCGAAAGGUGUAUUGGCUGAACCCACAAGCAAAAAAAAAGUUCUUUAUCAAUUGUCUUCUGUAGUACUUCAGAAGUUGGGGAGGCCUUCAUAAUCUAGCAACAUGACAUCCAAGCAGGAACAAAAAGAAGUUCAUCACACCAAUGGAUCGAUACUACCCAUUGUUUCUGGGCCUAUAGACUGUCUCUCCAGCCCUGACAGAGAACAUCUAGUUGAAUCUUCAGACUUUUUGGGACCUGAAGCAGUUGGAGUGGAGGUAGUGGUGAUAGAAUCUCGAGCCAAUGCCAAAGGGGUUCGCGAGGAGGAUGCCCUGCUGGAGAAUGGCAGUCAGACUACUGAGAGUGAUGACACCAGUACGGACCGGGGCCCAGAACCAAGCUCUCCUCUCAAAGAGACAUCCUUUUCCAUUGGGCUGCAAGUCAUCUUUCCUUUCCUGCUGGCAGGGUUUGGCACAGUAGCUGCUGGGAUGGUGUUGGACAUGGUGCAGCACUGGGAUGUCUUCAAGUAUGUGGGUGAAGUAUUCAUCCUGGUUCCAGCCCUCCUGGGACUGAAGGGAAAUUUGGAGAUGACACUAGCAUCUCGUCUUUCUACUGCUGCUAAUAUUGGGCAAAUGGACACCCCCGAAGAACUCUGGAGGAUGAUAACAGGCAACAUGGCUCUGAUACAGGUUCAAGCAACAGUGGUUGGUUUUCUGGCAUCAAUUGCUGCAGUGGUAUUUGGCUGGAUCCCAGAUGGACACUUCAGCAUUGGCCAUGCCAUUCUUCUCUGUGCCAGUAGUGUGGCCACAGCCUUCAUAGCUUCCCUUGUGCUAGGCAUGAUCAUGAUUGGCGUAAUCAUCGGCUCUAGAAAGAUGGGCAUUAACCCUGACAAUGUGGCUACGCCUAUUGCUGCAAGUUUGGGUGAUCUCAUCACUUUAGCUUUGCUUUCUGGCAUCAGUUGGGGCCUCUACAUAGAACUGGAGGACAAACCUUAUGUGAAUCCUCUGGUGUUUGCUUUCUUUGUCGCUCUGCUGCCCCUUUGGAUCAUCAUCGCCAAAAAAAAUCCAGCUACCCGGGAGGUUCUGUAUUCGGGCUGGGAGCCAGUCAUCAUUGCUAUGGCUAUUAGCAGUGUUGGAGGUUUAAUCUUGGGUAAAACUGUGUCGGAUCCAAAUUUUGUGGGGAUGGCAGUCUUCACACCUGUUAUCAAUGGUGUUGGUGGCAAUCUAGUGGCUGUCCAGGCUAGCCGCAUCUCCACAUACCUCCACAUGAGUGGGAUGCCUGGAGAGACCUCAGAGAUGGCUCCGCGCAAGUGUCCGAGCCCUUGCAGGACUUUCUUCAGUUCAGAUGUGAACUCCCAGUCUGCUCGGGUGCUUUUUCUCCUGGUGGUUCCCGGACACUUGGUUUUCCUUUACACCAUCAGCUCCAUGCAGGGUGGCCACACAACACUCACCUUAAUCUUUAUAGUUUUCUACAUGACAGCAGCACUUCUCCAGGUUUUCAUCCUUCUCUACAUUGCUGACUGGAUGGUCCACUGGAUGUGGGGCAGAGGCCUGGAUCCGGACAACUUUUCAAUUCCUUACUUGACAGCGCUGGGUGACUUGCUUGGGACAGGUUUUUUGGCCCUCAGCUUCCAUAUCCUCUGGCUCAUUGGAGACCGGGACACAGAUGUGGGAGAUUAGAAGCACCCUUCCUUGACUUCCCCCCCACUCCCUAGCUCUUCUCCUUCAGUGACAUUCUCCCAUCUCCACCCCUCACCCUUCCAGGCCUUGCUGCCACCCUUUGUCUCUCUUUGGGACUUCAACUUUGAUACUGGAUUCUCAUUAUUUUCAAUGGGAAUUUUAUGUGGUUUAUAUUUCAAGCCAAGUUUGUACAGGACAAAUAGUUUUAAGAAGGGCAAAACAAAAAAGUGUAAAGACAAUCACCAAGUGCAAUUUCAUAAUUAAUGUCUAAACUAGUAGAAUAUAGUAGAAAAUGGAUCAACAAUUCAGAUUUUAAAGAAACCCCACUUCCCUCAUUUUGCACCCACAUGAGACACUAGAAGUAAACAGUCACUUUUUUUGUCGAUGUUCUUUUAAAUGUUUGAGAUGCAAUUCAGGUUUAUUUUGUUAUUAAGCUGGGGCAAGAGUUCUUCACCUUACAGCAGUGUUCUGAAAACUGAUUAAGCGGUUUGUGGUUAUUACAUACUUACUGCAUUUCAACUGUCGCUUGUUUGCACUAAUAUUCUCUCAUUUGGCCAUAAGCCCCAAUCUUCAUGGCUGUGAAAUCUGGCUAUUUGCUGUCGGUGGAUAGCAGAACUGGAGUUUGCUGUAGUGUAUUAUAUCAUUCCCCUUGUUGAUGAAUAAGAACUUGAAUGGAGAUUGAGUUAACCUGCAAUAUGUCUCCCUACUACCAGCCAUUCCAAAUCUGCUAAUAAGACCAUGAAAGCUCAGCUCUAGAAUACUUAUUUAUCCAAUAUCCAACUCUUCAAAACUGGUCAUUGUUCAUGACAAUCAUAGAUUUUCUAAUCAAACAGCAGCCUCCUGAGAAGGCUGAGGUCAUGUCAUUUUCCAUGGUAUCAUGCCAUUACUCAGUGGAAAACAUUAAACAUAAGCAGAUUGGGUACAGUUUACCUCCAACUGCCCAUUUCAAUUUUUAAAGGUUAGAUUUUCACUAGUUUACACAGCAAAUUAUGUAUCCCAGAUGCUUACUCAUCUGCUGCUUUUUUGAACUGUAGCCUCCUUGGCUGCAUUGUAUAUGGUCCACAUGAUGUGCAUAGCCAUGAGCUAAUUGGAUUGGAAUACUGUUGGUAUCUUGGAUGCCUGGUAGUCAGAGAAGUCUAAAUUUCUGGUGCUGUACCAUGCUUGUACUGAACUGAAGAUUCUUUGCAUGUACUAACAUAUAGGGAACUUGGUACAAGAUUACUGCGUCUGUAUAAAACUCCAUACAUUAGAUCUUUGGCUUCGCUCUAAUCUAUCAUUACUUCCAGUAUAUCAUAGGGCAGUUGUUUUGUAGCAAAAGCCUUCAUACACAUUCAUGGUUGAAAGCUCUUCACUCGUGAGGUAAGGAUUUGUAUACAUUAGGUCAAUGUUAUGGGUUUCUACCUACAGUGCCCUGCGAAAUAUACACAUCCCCUUUUCUGAGAAAUCACUUCGUAAAUACUAACAUUUACUGGCCAUGUUUCUUGCCUUUGCACUAUGCCAUCUUUCUUUCUUUUUUACGUUAACAUGUUAUAGUACAUCUGAGAGACAUUUGGAUCUCAUAUAGUGUUUGAUCUAUUUUAUGUCUGUAUAAGUACAUUUGACUUAUUGGGUAUCUGGCCAAAAACUGACACAAUACUUGUGGGAUGCUUUAUUGGGGAAAUGUCAUCUUCAGUUGGUCUGAAUAGUGGGAACCUUUAUCAAACACUGCAGGUUUUGGGUUCACUGUGGUGUUCAGCAAGUAGCCUACCACUGGGGCAAUCAUAAACUGGAGAAUGGGUCACACAGAUCUAAUUUCAUCGGCAAGAAUGUCUUUGGAGGGGGGGCACCUUUUUUGUAGAAUGCUGAUCUGUUGAUUUCUGAGUCCUAUCUCUGUGCUGUUGUGCACAUGGAACAGUUUAUGAGCAGUUCAGUAUGCAUUAGUAUAAACCGCCAAAAUAGCAGUAACUUGCAUGAAAUGUGUGAAAGGGGUUAGUUUUCCUUCACCAGAGUAAUGAAGAGUUAUUAAAAACAAUAUCCUUGUAGGGAGGAAAUUUGUUGUACUGAAUAUUGUUUCAUAUUUAAUGAUGUAAAUCUAAGGAUGUUGGAAUUUUAAUUGGCUGUAAGUCAUUCCUACCUUUUCUAAGGCUCACUACAUUUCCUAUCUGCACUGUUAGUGGCAUAUCACAUGAUUACUUAUGUGAUUCUUCCCCAAAUAAAGUUGAGGGAGGAGGUGAUUGUAUUUGUAUCCAGAGUUGUAGGUCUCUGUAAAAGCCAGGGUCCCAGAUUUGAUUGGGGGCUCUAAACAGGUCCUAGCACAAUUUUAUAUUAAUUGCAUACUGCUUUCAGAAUGCUGGCUGGCCCUACCUUGAUCAGUAAGGACAUGGUUGCCAAUAGUAAGUACUUUGGUUCAGCCUCUGUACCAGAUGCAUCAUAAUAAGGAUUUUCCAUGUGUUAUGGGUUCAGGAAUUGAGCCUUUGGCAAUAUUCUUGAUAUUCCAAAGGCUUGAUUAAAAUGAUAGCACUGAAAGGCAGUUGGCACCUAAACAACAUGGCAGCAGCUCAGUUGGACAACUGUGACUAAUUACUUCAGAGUAUUCCUGUCAGUUCCGUAGGCCUUUUUAGACUGUGGUCUGUACAUUCCAGUUUUUUCUUAAUAUGCCCCAAAAGGAAAUUUGUGUGACUGCUGUGGAAACAUGUUUAUAGGAUGAUCCUUCCAUUACAAGAUGAUACCAGUAAUGUGGAUGACAAUGUCAUUGUUGUCUUACUUCUGACACUAACUGCUGAAGUCUAACCACAAGAGUAGCCAAAGGUCUCCUUCAGCCACAUGAACCUUGGAAGUAUUUAGGUUUGCUCUAGGAUGAAUCUUUACAAUAUAACUUGAAACGUUUUGUCUGAAUUCAGGCCUCCUGAACAUCUAAAAUGAGCUUUGUAUGUCUCACCAGGUUGUGCUGGAUUUAUCUUAAAUGUUUACCUUCCUGACAUACAAGCUCAUGGUAUCUAUAUGGAACUUCAUGCAAGUUUUCUGUUGCAUUAGUUUUUUUCCUACUUAUUGUAUGUGUGACUGUGCAUCUCAUGAAAGUGUUUCCAUCUCCUGGUAUUAUUCACAAGAUUUAGCCCAAGGUUCUUAAGCUGAGUGUUUAGAGCUGCUUGGGUGAUAUCCCUAAUUUUUUUUGUCUGCAGUAUGGUGGGGGUGGGGUAAGGAUGGGGUGUGUGAACUAUUUCUGAGUAAUUUUAUUCUCACCAGUUGCACUCAAAUGCAUGUAUAUUUAGAUUGGGCAGCAAAUGAAAAUGAUUGGUUUACACUUCUAUUAAGAGAAUUCUUAAUUAUUUAUAGUUACUAUUACUGAACUGACAAAUGCCAACAACUGAUAAAUUAUAUUUGGUAAAAUAAAGAAUACAUUUAUUUA